Messenger RNA from Lagenorhynchus albirostris (white-beaked dolphin), 2798 nucleotides. RefSeq names its product mitochondrial inner membrane protein MPV17 (gene MPV17). The coding region runs from base 378 to 932 and encodes 184 amino acids. The record is from RefSeq and is a predicted model, not a curated record. NCBI's taxonomy places the organism in Eukaryota, Metazoa, Chordata, Mammalia, Artiodactyla, Delphinidae. Gene Ontology annotation, cellular component: cytoplasm; membrane. The transcript is spliced from 6 exons.
UUGGGCUCAGGAAGGAUGCGGGGUGGUUCCAACUGAGAGUCUGAAUCUAGGGACCGACCAGGCUCUGGGUGAAAGCCAGAGCAAACCUGUCCUCUUGUGUGCCUCGGUCGGGACAGAGGCCCCCAGAUAGACCUGCUUCAGGGCUGGGGGUGGGGUGGCGGGUGGCGGCUACCGAUAUUCCAUAGCCGCCCACAGCCUUCCUCUCGUCCCCGAUUGCCUAAGGGGAUCCCUGUGACAGGAAGCUGUCCAGGAAGCCUCUGCCCAUUUAGAAGCGGGAGGGGAAGAGGGAGUGGGCACAAGGGAAGGACAAAAGUCUCUUUAACUGUGGAGAGGGGCAGUGGGGGUGACCCCCCUCUCCUCUCGCCUUGACAGAAAGCAUGGCACUUUGGCGGGCAUACCAGCGGGCUCUGACUGCUCACCCGUGGAAAGUACAGGUCCUGACAGCUGGGUCUCUGAUGGGCCUGGGUGAUGUUAUCUCACAGCAGCUGGUGGAGAGGCGAGGUCUGCAGGCACACAAGACUGGCCGGACCCUGACCAUGGUCUCCGUGGGCUGUGGCUUUGUGGGCCCUGUAGUAGGAGGCUGGUACAAGGUUUUGGACCGGCUCAUCCCUGGCACCACCAAGGUGGAUGCACUAAAGAAGAUGCUGUUGGAUCAGGGGGGCUUUGCCCCAUGUUUUCUGGGCUGUUUCCUCUCACUGGUAGGGACGCUCAAUGGACUGUCAGCCCAGGACAAUUGGGCCAAACUCCAGCAGGAUUAUCCUGAUGCUCUCAUCACCAACUACUAUCUCUGGCCUGCUGUGCAGUUAGCCAACUUCUACCUGGUCCCUCUUCAUUACAGGUAUGACAGAUCCCCACACCACCCUUCAAGGAAGAUGCGCAUUAUGAACGGUUGGAGACAAAGUGAUUCUCAUUUUAACCUUGAACUACCUUAGACCCCCCAGAACACUCUGCCCUGGUCAGAGCUCCUCAGACUCCUGAGCAUUUUAUUACAGAGCAUCCCAGAGUGUCUGCCCGCUGACUUCUUUCAUCUUCCUAGGGAGGAUCUUGCUCCACAGUCCUUGUCUCCAUCCCACCUGGGCUCUCUACCUUUGAUGGCAUGUCUGCAGGGGCAGGGCUACAGCCUAGGUUAGGCAGAAAGGUAGACCAAAGAGACAAGUAGGAACGUGGUCAGGUUAGUCCACUGCAAAAUAUUAUUUUAUCCUAGAUAAUAAAGGUAGUUGCUGAAAUCUCAGUAAAAAUAUAUAGUGCAACCAAGAUGAGUGGUUAAAAUUAUUGGAGGUGUGGGGGCUUUGGGAACAGGGAAAAACAUGAAACUCUUCAGAGGGGACAGGCUCAAAAUGGACAUGAGUAGCACAGCUAAAAGGAGUAUAGACUUAUGAACUAAAUGAAACUUUAGGGUCCUUGCAGUGCUCUUUGGAACUAGAGCAAGGUAUGUUUAAAAUAAAGAGAAGGAGGUGCUGCUUUAUAUGGCAGGCAGCACAUUUUUCGGAAGAUGAGAUCUCAGCUGUACAAGACGGACAGAUGUGUAUUUAGAAGGAGCCUGGACAGGAGUACGAAUAAUGGAGCCAUGCAUGGCGAGAUGGCGGCUGAGGGGGGGUUAACUUUGGAGCUUUUGUCCAGGAGACAGAGCUCUGGGCUGGCACCAGAACCCGAGCUGGUUUUCCUCUCGUCUGAGCCACACAUCCCUCCGUGGGGGCUGAAGGAAGGAGAGCUAAAUCUGGGCAUUCUUGGAAAUAAUCCCCCUUAUCCCACUGUACUUUCCCAUCUCUCCCUGCUUGCUUGUCCUUGUUCUGCUUCUUCUUCACGGUACCAUCCCUGUUCCUUAGGUUGGCUGUCGUCCAGUGUGUUGCUGUUAUCUGGAACUCCUACCUGUCCUGGAAGGCACAUCGGCUCUAAGUCUGCCUCACUCCAUCAUUUCAAGCUUGCAGUGAUGCAGCUUGACCCUGGAAGGGUCAAACCACCUCCUCAAAGUGGGCACAUUGGUUUUCACAGGGUUUGGUGGCUGGUCAGAACUUAAUGAGGUUAGCACUCUGAAGUGGCCUGUUUCACUCUAAAAUGUAACCUGACUCCUACUGAAAUCACUAAAACCUUUAUAAUGGUCUUAUACCCACCACAUAGUAGGCACUCCAUAAAUACUUGUUGAACCAUAUGAUUUUGUCACCUUCAGUUUACACUCAUAUCCCGGCAAGUACCACUCAUCCCCACUCUUCAUAGACACAUCUGGUUUUCUAACCCUUCCCAGCCCUAGUCUAGCUCCAAUUUUGGGGGAGCCCCUCAAGCUCUUUGUAUGGUGCCUCCAUAAAUAUAUUUCUAAAUAGGUAAAAUCUGGAACUUGCAGAGGCAAUGAGUAAGACCCAGCAGAAACCGACUGCGGAGUCCCGUUUUCUAGAGUUUGGAGAGAGCCUGGAGAUGACUAAGCCCAAUCUUUUACAGAUGAGGACACUGAGGUCCACAGAGGUGAGGUGCCCUGUCCACACCAUGAGUUACAGGCAGAGUAGAAACUUGAACCCACAUGCUAUAGUUUGAAUGUUUGUAUACUCCCCAAUUUAUAUGAUGAAAACCUGAUGCCCAAGGUGAUGGUAUUAGGAGGUGGGGCCUUUGGGAAGUGAUUAGGUCAUGAGGGCAGAGUGCUCAUGGGAUCAGUACACUCACAAAAGAGGCCAUGUGAUGAGACAGCAAGAGGCGCCACCUGUGAGCCAGAAAGCAGGUCCUCACCAGACACCAAACCUACUGGCACCCUGGUCUUGGACUUCCCAGCCUCCACAACUGUGAGAAAUAAAUGUCUUGUUUAUAAACCA